This is a messenger RNA of Cylindrotheca closterium, 1500 nucleotides long. The record is from the annotation of a GenBank genome assembly. NCBI's taxonomy places the organism in Eukaryota, Bacillariophyta, Bacillariophyceae, Bacillariales, Bacillariaceae.
AUGAGCAGUGGUCAUCAAGGAUACAACUCUUUCUUGAAUAUCCUCCCAUGUGGCACAAGAGGGAAUAUAAACUACGGUGAUGAAAUGGCUGUUCGAUCGAGCACCUACAUAACUGAUUUGUUGCGAGAGAAGGAGGACCUUGACAAACAUUUGGCAUCCUCCAUGAAGGUUUUGAGCGUGGAGGAUCGGAAGCUGGCUUUGGAAGAAAUUCACGGUGCUGCGCCGGCUGACCAAGAAGAACCUAUUGUUGUGAAUCAAAGGCUUGGGGAGAUUGAAUCCCAUCUGACCAAAUUGAAGACUAAGGGGUCUGCAUAUGAUCUCGCAUGUAAUGAGAGCUUGGACUAUGUUUCGAAUCGAAAUUUAAGCCUCAUGUUUCUACGUUCCAAUCGAUAUGAUAGCAAGCUAGCAGCAGAGCAGAUAAUCAAGUUCUUUGAAUUGAAGAAGUUCCUUUUUGGUGCAGAGAAACUAACCAGGGAUAUUGUCUUUCAGGACCUUAGCGCUGAAGAUAAGAAAAGUCUCGAAGAAGGCUCCUGUCAAGUAUUGUCCAAUAAAGACUCGAUCAAUAGGACGAUCCUUCUGUUUGUACCUGGGCUACGAAGUCCAGUCUCAGUUGAAAGCGAGGCAAGGGCUAGGUUCUACCUCCUAAUGAAGACUCUGAAGAAGUCAGACGAUACACAACGGAGGGGCAUCGUUGCGAUCAUCUAUGCUGUGGCGGAAUAUCAGGAUCGUGAGAAGAAAGGGGUUGGUGCUUCAUUAUUCGCACGACUAGCUACUUGCUUACCCGUACCAUGGGCUGGGAUACACUUGUGCUGUGAUGAUUUUAAGGAAUACGUCAUUUUGCGGGCGUUCGUUACACUGCUACCAGCAUUUGUGAAGGCAAAGUUUCGAGUUAAUCUAGGCACCCACAUGGAAGUUCAAUAUGCACUUCGUGGAUUCGGUAUCCCAGCUGGCUCCAUUCCAAUCUCUCCAACCAAUUCCGCGCCUUUGCUCCAGAAUCAUUCCACAUGGUGCCUGCAAUCAGCAUUUGAAGACAAUCGCGACCAUCCAACUGUCCAGAAAAAUCAGCUAAAUACUAGACCUUCGACUCCUAGCAAGAGGCUCGCGGAAGUAAGCUCAGCAGAAUCUAUGGCUGGGACUACCGGUGAGGGAUUGAGUCAUGAAUCUCAAGUGAAUCCGCAAGCAGGCGAUGCGCUGUUGGGUCAUGGCUUCAGGUUGAAUCCAGGCAAUUUGAAACUUCAUGAUAUGAUACGUGAAAUUGUCGAUCACUAUGAUGCGGCGGAACGAAAGGGUGACAAAAUGAUAAUAUCUCGAAAGGUAGUUGAAGCCUUCAAGGCUUCUGGUUCCAGAUUCUUAUCAUUUGACGGCAAUACCAGGAGUUGGUCCAUUGUGAACGACAAGGUUGCACGGAACAAGGUGGCCAAGGCGAUUCGGAAUCGUCGUCGAUCAGUGGAAGCAGGGAACAACAAUAAGGCAACACUCUCAAGGCACGGAACUCCCUAG